This is a messenger RNA of Filobasidium floriforme, 2911 nucleotides long. RefSeq lists its product as uncharacterized. Lineage: Eukaryota; Fungi; Basidiomycota; Tremellomycetes; Filobasidiales; Filobasidiaceae. The coding region runs from base 111 to 2642 and encodes 843 amino acids. Gene Ontology annotation, cellular component: anaphase-promoting complex. The transcript is spliced from 17 exons. Gene Ontology annotation, biological process: positive regulation of mitotic metaphase/anaphase transition; anaphase-promoting complex-dependent catabolic process; protein K11-linked ubiquitination. The record is from RefSeq and is a predicted model, not a curated record.
CUUCCUUUCAAGCAUAUCAUGUAUGGCAUAGGUUGUUAUCAUACAAUCACGAAUCCAAGGUACUACUGAUAAGAAAAUAGUCGCUGAGAACGUUGCCGGCGCCCCCCACGAUGCCUAUACGGGCGGAAGAUUCUACCAUUGCCCAUAUCUCGACUCCACCGCCGACACCCCAUGCACUGGCUUUGUCGAUCAUCGUCCUCAACCUGUAUCCGACUCCAUGCGAGAAGCGGAGACUAUCUCAAGAUGAUUGCGAUAGAUGGGUUGGAAAGCACAGUGAAUAUAUACAGCGGGCGUUGGAAAUGUUGGCCAGGGAGAUCUUUCAUCUGUCAGAACCUUCGACAUAUCUUGAACUCCAAGAGCAGGUCCUGGAGCUGGCCAACUGGGCUCCCAACAAGGAGGACGAACAUGUGCAGAAGCCGGCCCAGGAACUCGAUCGUAUGCCGGAAAUAUUUGACAAUAUCCAGAACAGCUUCGAGGUCAUAGAUAAGAUUCUUGUCACUUGCUAUGAAACGCUUGAAGAUGGCCCUGGAACUGGCGAAACUAGGAUCACCUACCAUUCUCCUCUAGGUGUUUUCCUCCGCAAAGUGCAUCUGGCCUACAGGGUCCUCAACUUCCCGCAAUCCCUCAUCGUUCGACAAGAUGUUCUGAGUUGGUGUGCAGGCGAUCCAGAACCCAGCUCUGGACGUGUCUCGGCCAAGAAGCCAGCCGAGAAGGCCGACGAGUCAAGCGAACCGCGUUCGACGGACGGCACUCGGGAUCUGGCGUCCCAUACACAUGACCAUCCGGAAGACAUUUAUGAAGAUCUGGAGGAUGAGAAACGCUGGGAUGGACAUGGCGGAAUAGGAUUCGGCUAUAGCAUGAAGAAAGGCAAACGACGCGUCGUAGCGAACAAGGUGACGGAGAUGGAUGAUCUAUUAGACGCUAGGUUGAGUGUGUUACAGGAGUAUCAAAACGCUUGCAAGAGAGGGAACUAUUCGUUGGCGUUGUCGUCAUUGGAGAAAUUUUACAGCCACCGAUUUCCUCCAAAUGACAAAAUGAGACAUCAUCAUGCCUUACUGCAGCUUGCCUCGUUCCAUUACGCGACCGGAGGCCUGGAACUAGCCAAGGAUACGAUAGAUGAAGCUACAAGAGGCGCACGAACCGCAGGAGAUGCUCAGUGCCUUAAACACUGUCUUAGUCUCGCCAAACGAUUGAGGGCCGAAUCAGAACCGGCAAUGACCACGGUCAUGGCGCCUGGACAACCUGCGCAUACCUCGGACGUGGGGGAAAACGCCCGGGACGAAACGCCGCUGGAUGAGCUGUGGGCCGUAAAGCAACGACUUGAUCUUGGUGAAGCUCUUCCUUCAGCAUACGCUCGGACCUUUCGUGCGGUUGCGAGGCAGCAAGCGAUCGUCCGGGCGAAAAUGGGUGUCAAGCCAGCCGUCAACUCAGGUCUUGUGGAGCCUGAAUCGGAGCAGGAGAUCCAAGACAGACAGAUCCCAGAAGGUAGCUUGAUGGACAAUAGUUUGCUGCACGUCGUACAAAGCGGCUUAUGGGAAACAAUGGGGUCGUCAUCGCUAGCCGAACUGCAUGAAGAUCUGGCCUUGCGAUCUCCCACAAAUCGAACGGACGUCUACCUUGCAGUAUCGAUGGCUCGAUCUCGAAGGUACACACGGGCAUCUCGCUCGCAUCAAGCCCUGGCCGUGUUACUUGAUCCGUGUCUGACCGCUGACAUGGGCAUGAACGAUUACCACAAGUGGUCUGAGGCCAUCUGGGACGUAUUUGAGCAGGACGCACUUCGGAGGCACGACGACGAUAUAUUGGACUUUGUCAAAACCUGCCGUCUGCCCAAGAACAGCUAUCGUCAAGUCGGAGUAGGAGGCCCUCUUAGGAUGACACAUGAUCCAGGACAUAGAAUUUCCCACGAUUUUUUCGGACGCGAUGACCUCAACUCGCCCCGCCGGGGAGUUGACGUUCUGACCGCACUGCUCGCGAGGGCGGAAGCUGCAGAAGUACAAGGUCCUGCACCUCUGGUCGCAAUGCCUCAUUUGCUUCAAGCGAGUCACUUGUCGCUUUCGCUCAAGCAUUGGGUCCUGUACCGCAGCGCUACCGUUCGCUUGGCAGACGUAAUCAGCCGUCUCGAAGGCAACACCAACCCGUUUCAUGAAGCGGACGGGAAGGUACAAAGCCUGUUAGCAUUCGCGGUCCGACAGCUCGAAGCGGUAUGGCCAGAGAUCAUUGUGUCUGAUGAUGUCGAGGAGCUAUGGACCAGUAGCAACAUCAUGCUGCGCUUCGAGCGUGAACAAGGUCGACUCGAGAAUUCUGAGCGGUAUUUCAGGUUGGCGUUGCGAGCAGCGUAUCGGCUUCGGUCCCGAAGUCGUGUGUUAGACACUUUGAUGGUCAUGGCGCUGUUCGAGGACGACUUCGGUCACGAUGUGCAGAGAGAUAGAUAUGCGGAGCUCUGGGAUCAUCUCGACACAGGCGAACGCAUGGAAACACUCGAGAGCCAUUUCGACUGGAUCGAUCAGCCGUCCUCAAUCAAUCUCGGGAUGGCUUCGGAAAUCGCGCAAUCCGGAUCGAACAUCGCUUGGACAGUAGAGUCGGUACAAGAGAUUCGCGAUAUCGUCCUCGCGGUCGGCGUUCAGAUUUCGAGCGCUGGUUGACUUGAGAUAACGCUGGCGGCAUGACGAUAAUGGUUGAGCGCUCGGUAAUAUUAUAUACAUGCCACUUCCAGGCCGUUGUGACGGCGGUAAAAUAAAAGCGACAUCAGAGAUGAUGGGGCAUAGUGCUCGCUGUCUGACAGACUUUGUACGAGGCAAAUGGCAUAUAACGUUUAACAAUGGAAGGGCUUGGUAGAUGACGGCAAUUUGAUUUUAAAGAUCCUAGGGUACGUCCAGUCGGGUGGACGUGAGCCUCGUUCGGCAUAAGCAAU